GACACUUCUUCAGAUUUCAGAUGAACAACCAGAAAACGUGUAACCAAUUUUGAUACUGACACAUUACAACUUGUUAACUACUUAAUGCACAUGUCUGUUCAAAAGGGUCUCAAAAUCACCUAAACGACAUGGUUUCUACUCUGUCUCUCUCCAUUUUUAACCCAUCUCAACCUCCCCCUGAUUCUUCUCAUUUCUGUCCAUAAAACUCUACAUUCUUGUUUAUCCGACUGUUGCAUUACAAUGAAAACAUACAUUCUCUGCCAUAUGUUUGACCCUUAUCUUAGAAAUCCCUCCUUUGUGUUUCUCUACAUUCUGUUGAUCCAAAUCCAGUUCCAGCUCAGCUUUUCUUCACAGGAUAUGCUUAUAUUAUCCUUAAAAACUCAACUAAUCCCAUCUGGCUCUGUUCCGAGAUCACCAAACAAGCUCCCAUUUCAUCACAACGUGAGCCUCACUGUCUCUUUGACUGUUGGUACACCUCCACAGAAUGUCUCCAUGGUUUUAGACACUGGAAGUGAACUCUCCUGGCUUAACUGCAACAAAACCCGAUAUAAUUACCCGAAUUCCUUUGAUCCGAACCGUUCAUCCUCUUACAACCCCGUUCCUUGCUCUUCACCCACCUGCACCAACGGUACCCAAGACUUCAACAUUCCGGCUUCUUGUGACGUAAACAACCUCUGCCACGCCACUCUUUCAUAUGCGGAUGCUUCUUCCUCUGAAGGAAAUCUCGCCUCCGAAAAUUUCUUUAUCGGGUCAUCCGAGCUUCCGGGUCUCGUUUUCGGGUGCAUGGACUCGACUUUCAGCUCCAACCCAGGGGAAGACUCUAAAACCACUGGGUUAAUGGGUAUGAACCGUGGGUCUUUAUCUUUUAUAUCUCAAAUGGGUUUUCCGAAAUUCUCGUAUUGCAUAUCUGGUAUUGAUUUUUCGGGUCUUUUGCUACUCGGUGAUGCCAAUCUUACGUGGCUUGCACCGUUAAAUUACACACCGUUAAUCCAAAUAUCAACUCCGUUACCGUAUUUUGAUAGAGUUGCCUACACGGUUCAGCUCGAAGGAAUCCGAGUUUCGGAUAAGUUGCUCCCAUUACCGAAAUCCGUUUUUGAACCGGACCAUACCGGGGCCGGUCAAACCAUGGUUGAUUCGGGUACCCAGUUCACUUUUUUACUCGGACCCGCUUACAGUGCAUUGAAAACCGAGUUCUUGAACCAAACCACAAACAUUUUAAAGGUUUUAGAGGAUCAAAGUUUCGCAUUUCAAGGAGCAAUGGAUUUGUGCUACCGAGUUCCACUGAAUCAAUCCACUCUACCCGAAUUACCAAGUGUGAGUAUGGUGUUUCGGGGCGCCGAAAUGACGGUAACGAGUGAGCGGCUCCUGUAUCGGGUACCGGGUGAAGUAAGGGGAAGUGAUGGGGUGCAUUGUCUGACGUUUGGGAAUUCAGAUUUAUUAGGUGUGGAGGCGUACGUAAUCGGUCAUCAUCAUCAACAAAACGUAUGGAUGGAAUUUGAUCUUGAGAAUUCAAGGAUCGGUCUGGCCCCAGUACAGUGUGAUCUGGCUGGUCAGAGAUUUGGUGUUGCCUCAUAGAGUAGGUUCCACACAGAUUUUAUUAAUGGCGCUUUAAUUAUUGACACGUGGAUUUGUACUAUUUGGUAUUUUUUUUUUUUUUUAGCCCGAUUUUAUU
Messenger RNA from Pistacia vera, 1672 nucleotides. RefSeq names its product aspartic proteinase PCS1-like. Gene Ontology annotation, biological process: proteolysis. Lineage: Eukaryota; Viridiplantae; Streptophyta; Magnoliopsida; Sapindales; Anacardiaceae. Gene Ontology annotation, molecular function: aspartic-type endopeptidase activity. The coding region runs from base 241 to 1575 and encodes 444 amino acids. The transcript has a single exon. The record is from RefSeq and is a predicted model, not a curated record.